GCGAGAGCUACAGAGCGAGGGAGAGCGAGCGAGCCUGAGAUCCAGUCAUUUCUGAGAAGAAAGACGACCUCUGCCAGUAAGAAAGUGGUGUCUACCUGUCUGCCUUUCUUGUCAUGCCUUUGGUGAAUGAACAAGAGGACGCCUGAGAGGGCAGUUUGUCCUGACGGUGGGGUAAAGACAAGAUUUUCCCCGAGUAUAAGCUGCUGUUGUGAACUGCUGCUGCCUCUGCUGCUGCUCUUGCUGCUGCUGCUUCAGUUUCACAUAGCAGGUCUCGGAUACCAAAUUGCAAUUACCAAAUUGCAUUUUAUGACUUUGGGGAGUGAGGAGUUAAGCUGUACCUCUGAGAUUUUGGAUGAUGUGGAAUCACAUCUACAGACAGUGAGGAGUUCAACGUCAACAGCGAAAGGCAGCCCAGGAUGCAUCUCUACCUGGAGGGUGCUGAUUGAAAACUUAGAUUGCCCUCCAAAUAACUGCUGAUUUUGAGCCGGUGCUUCCUUCUGUUGGCUUUGUCAAAAGAGAGGAUUUUCAAUUAAGACUCCUGGUAACACAUGCCACUGGGAUACUGGUAAAGUCAGAAAUCCCCCAGAAAACCCAUGGAAAGUGUACUGGGCCAUAUUGAACUUCAUGAUGUUGUGUACGUGUGCAAGGAGGAGGCACAGUAAGGAGUGGCAAGCUGCACGCACACAUGGAGAAGGUCCCUUUAGAUGGAAUUUAAUGCGGCAGAAACCUUGUCACCAGAAGGAUUAAUGUCUGCAUUAGCAUUUCGGCAAUAAAAAAAAAAUCCGAAGCUAAGUGGUGGAGGCCCACGGACAGCCUCAAACCUGGAUUCUUCAGCUCGACGUUCAGUGUUGGAGUUUUUAAUUAUUUGCUGUAGGGAAACCAUUGCCAAUGCUUACAAGGAACUGCUUAUCCCUGCUUCUCUGGGUCCUGUUCGAUGGAGGUCUCUUAACGCCACUUCAUCCACAAUCACAACAGACUUUAGAAGCUGAAUCAAGGGGAAAUGUUGUCACAUCGCCAGAAAAAAGAAUACCCACCAUGCGGGUCAAACGAGGCUGGGUCUGGAAUCAGUUCUUUGUGCUGGAAGAAUACAUGGGCUCCGAACCCCAGUACGUUGGAAAGCUUCAUUCUGACUUGGACAAGGGAGUGGGAAGUGUUAAGUAUACAUUAUCAGGAGAUGGAGCUGGUACAGUGUUUACCAUUGACGAGACCACAGGGGACAUUCAUGCCAUAAGGAGCCUUGAUCGCGAAGAGAAGCCUUUCUACACCCUACGUGCUCAAGCGGUGGAUGUAGACACAAGGAAGCCACUCGAGCCCGAAUCAGAGUUCAUCAUCAAAGUGCAGGACAUUAAUGAUAAUGAGCCAAAAUUCCUCGAUGGGCCUUACGUUGCCAGUGUCCCCGAAAUGUCUCCAGUAGGGGCAUAUGUGCUGCAGGUCAAAGCAACAGAUGCUGACGACCCAACAUAUGGAAACAGUGCCAGAGUGGUUUACAGUAUUCUUCAGGGACAGCCAUAUUUCUCCAUUGAUCCCAAGACAGGUGUAAUAAGAACAGCCUUGCCAAACAUGGACAGAGAAGUCAAAGAACAGUAUCAAGUUCUCAUUCAAGCCAAGGACAUGGGAGGGCAGCUGGGAGGAUUGGCUGGCACUACGACUGUGAACAUCACUCUCACCGAUGUCAAUGACAAUCCACCAAGAUUUCCCAAGAGUAUCUUCCACUUGAAAGUUCCUGAAUCCUCCCUUGUUGGUUCAGCCAUUGGAAGAAUCAGAGCCGUGGAUCCUGAUUCUGGGCAAAAUGCAGAAAUUGAAUAUACUAUUGUUCCAGGAGAUGGGGGAAAUUUGUUUGAUAUCAGCACAGAUGAGAACACACAAGAAGGGAUCAUCAAAUUGAAAAAGCCAUUAGAUUUUGAAACAAAAAAGGCAUACACUUUUAAAGUAGAGGCCUCAAACGUCCACCUUGAUCAUCGUUUCCAUUCCGUGGGUCCAUUCAAAGAUACUGCUACUGUGAAGAUCAAUGUGUUGGAUGUAGAUGAACCUCCGGUUUUCAGCAAACCUUUUUACACUAUGGAGGUUUAUGAAGAUACUCCAGUCGGGACUAUUAUAGGAGCUGUAACAGCCCAAGACCUUGAUAUUGGCAACAGUGCAGUCAGGUACUUCAUAGACUGGAAGAAUGAUGUGGACAACUACUUUACUAUAGAUGGAAUGGAAGGAACUAUUGCCACAAAUGAAUUACUGGACCGAGAGAGCACUGCACAGUACAAUUUUUCAAUACUUGCAAGUAAAGUUAGUAAUCCACUAUUAACCAGCAAGGUCAAUAUCAUCAUAAAUGUCCUUGAUGUCAAUGAAUUUCCUCCUGAAAUUGCGGUACCCUAUGAGUCUUAUGUGUGUGAAAAUGCAAGGCCAGGACAGGUAAUUCAGCUUGUAGGUGCAGCAGACAAGGAUUUGUCACCUGCUGGACAAAGAUUCUCCUUUCGACUGUCGCCUGAGGUUUCUACAAAGCCAAAUUUUACAGUCCAUGAUUACAGAAACAACACAGCUGGAAUUGUGGCCAGGAGAAGUGGCUACAGCCGUAGGCAACAGGAGCUGUAUUUCCUUCCGAUUGUGAUAGAAGACAGCAGUUAUCCCAUACAAAGCAGUACAAACACAAUGACAAUCCGGGUCUGCAGAUGUGAUUCUGAUGGUACCAUCCUUUCUUGCAAUGUUGAAGCAAUCUUCCUGCCAGUUGGACUCAGCACAGGGGCCUUAAUAGCAAUCUUGCUGUGCAUUGUCAUACUUCUAGUCAUUGUGGUACUGUAUGUAGCGCUGAGACGGCAGAAGAAAAAAGACACCCUCAUGACCUCUAAGGAAGACAUCCGAGACAAUGUCAUCCAUUAUGAUGAUGAAGGAGGUGGAGAAGAGGACACGCAGGCUUUUGACAUUGGGGCCCUGAGGAAUCCAAAAGCAAUUGAAGAGAACAAAAUACGGAGGGACAUAAAGCCAGACACACUCCGCUUAACUCGUUCAAGACCACCUGCCGAGGACAACACAAAUAUCCGAGAUUUCAUAAAUCAAAGGCUGAGAGAAAAUGAUGGGGAUCCCUCAGCACCCCCUUAUGACUCACUAGCGACAUAUGCCUAUGAAGGAAAUGGAUCUGUGGCUGAAUCUCUCAGCUCGAUAGAUUCACUUGCCACAGAGGCAGAUCAGGAUUAUGACUAUCUGAGUGACUGGGGACCACGUUUUAAAGUCUUAGCAGACAUGUUUGGAGAAGAAGAAAGCUAUAAUCCUGAUAAAGUCACUUAGCUGGGUGCAGGGGGGGAGGAAAAGUAAACCCACAACCACUUUUAAAAUAAACAAGCUUUAUAGGACAAGAUUCCUUUGAUUAUAAGAGACAGCUGUUUCCAGCAAGUUCCUAUAUUUAUCAUACUGGCAAUCUUGGUUUACCUAUUUGUCAGGGGAAGGAUCGUCCUUGACUAUCUAUUUUUUUUUUGUUGUUGGUUGGUUUUUAUUUUUUAUUCUUACUUUGGAGUCACACUGAGACAAUCUCAGGCCUAUUAGCUACAAUUUAUUGGUACGACAACAUAGAAAGAAGGAUAGCUUUCUGGCAUCAUGGUGGAAGAGCGGUAGAUUUUUCUUAAUUCCACUGAAGUGCCUAUUGAAACUCUUACCAUUUAAAGUGGAAAUGACUGCUGCAACGGAGCUAAGGAAAACCGACAUAAAUGGAAGGACAUUAACUUUUAUGUCGAGAAGCAAUAGCAACACGCUGACUUCUGAUUCUUUUAAAACAAAACUGAAGAACAAUGGCUGGAAACUUGUCUGUCCAGUGAUUGUAACUCGGUGGGGAUCGUGUUCUGUUUGGUUUUGGUUUUUAACCAAGGAAAUAGAUUGUCUGUCAGGACAUCACAUUUCUUAUGCCUACACUUCACACAGGAAAAAAAAAAUUAAAAAGCUGUUAUUCCAAUUCCAAUUGUAAAGCCCACAGUCUUAAACUGAAAUCAAUGAAUAUUUAAAAUGUUCAUCAAAAUGUUACACUUUUUCAAGAAUUAAAAAAAAUGAGAUGUCAUAGAAGUAUGUAUUUCUUGUUGGGAUGAUACAUUCAUUAUACACUUCUCCCAUUCAGAGGAAGAUUAUGGGUGAGUUUGGUCAGACUGGACUUUUUUAGUAUCCCAGAGAGAGAGAGAGAGAGAGAGAGAGAAUGAAUAUGUUACACUUUUUAUUUCAUGUUUGUACCAGUCUGUUUCAUUUAUUGCAUCUUGCUAAGGUAACAGAUGUAAGCAUCCUCCCAGUAUUAAUGAUCUACAGUAGUUACCUACACUACUGCACCUAUUCAUAGUUUUGAUGGACUAUCUCUAUUUCAGGAGCUCUGACCAUUGGAAAUAAUGUUACUGUGGACAGGGCUUGUCCAUAUUUUCUUGUGAAUCUGAACAAGUUGCAGUCACUACCUGGCAUUGUUUGUGGUGCUGAAAUGAUUGGAUAGAGAUAACCAGGGCACUAG
Molecule: messenger RNA, 4465 nt
Organism: Hemicordylus capensis (graceful crag lizard)
Lineage: Eukaryota; Metazoa; Chordata; Lepidosauria; Squamata; Cordylidae
Gene: CDH12
Product: cadherin 12
Exons: 15
Coding region: 889-3273 (794 amino acids)
Biological process (GO): homophilic cell-cell adhesion; multicellular organism development; calcium-dependent cell-cell adhesion
Cellular component (GO): adherens junction; catenin complex; plasma membrane
Molecular function (GO): calcium ion binding; cadherin binding
Source: RefSeq, a predicted model, not a curated record